This is a messenger RNA of Macrosiphum euphorbiae (potato aphid), 1167 nucleotides long. NCBI's taxonomy places the organism in Eukaryota, Metazoa, Arthropoda, Insecta, Hemiptera, Aphididae. The record is from the annotation of a GenBank genome assembly.
AUGUCUUGGUCAGACGACCGUGCCGUGGACGCUGUCCACUGGCAGAUCCUCAAAAACCAUCUGAAACCUAACGUCUGGCCCACGUCAAGGGAGAUGUUGAAAUACAAGCAAGAACUCGAUACUUCCAGACACGCGGAUCUGAAUCAACUUGCCAGUUCGAUACAAGAAAUGAAAAAAAAACUAUCCUAUUUGAAAAAGACUGCGUUAGACGUGAAUAAAAUCAAAACAGUAGGGUUUGAAAAUUUUCGAAAUGAUAUUAAGACAUUUGAAUCGAAGCUGUCAAAAUUAAAAGAAGGAUGCUCAAAAAAAUUACGAGAAGAGCGACUUAAGCAAUCCUCGCUGUUUGAAGAAAUCGAAAGGGUAAAGCAAUUAGCACUUCAUGAUGUCGUUUCAAAGCCACACGCCGAUGCUAUUAGUAAAAAAAAGAAGGAAAUAAAAACCAUAAAAAGAGUUCCAAUUUCGAAAAAUACAUACUCCUCAAAAGAAAUUGCAGAUUUCCAUGAUUUCUGUGCACGAAACUAUGGUCUUACCGGAGGUUGGUCUAGCAAAGAUCAUGAAACAUUUUUAAAGAUCCGUUCCAAACAUGUCGACGGUGCUGAUUUCGUUGAUCAUGUUGUACAAUCAAUGCCACAUAUAUCAGAGGAUGCUGCACGUGAACAUGAAAACUGGUUCGUAAAAUUUGAAGAACUUAAAAAUAAACAAAAAGAAGCAAUAACGAAGUGGAAAAAGGAAAAGAAAAAUGUUUUUUUGCCUGACUGCAAUGCAAAUAAUUGUGACAUGCUAAGAAAAUGUGCAGAUAACGAUCCUGAAAUAACGGGGAAAUUGUCCAGUGAUAAUUAUUUAGAAAAACAAAUAAAAGAAAAUCACGAUAUCAAUAAAUCUCAAACUGAACUCAUUGAAUCGAAAAAACUCGAUAACUGUGGUACUAUUAUGCUAAAGCGUUUCAGGGAAAAAGAUAAAAAAUAUACAGAGUCUAAAAAAACAAAUAAACAACGACUGGAGUGUCAACGUAAAUCGGACCCAAUUACAAUAGUUACUUUGCACGGUAAUUCAGAAAAAUAUGAUGAAAUUGAAUCACUAGAAAAACUUCCAAAUGUACACUUAAGCAUUUACGGUGCACAUAACCAAGAUGUGUAUGUAUUUGAGGAAUAUGCUAUAUACUUAUAA